Gadus morhua (Atlantic cod) is the source of this 4122-nucleotide messenger RNA. RefSeq names its product deubiquitinase DESI2-like. The record is from RefSeq and is a predicted model, not a curated record. Gene Ontology annotation, molecular function: deubiquitinase activity. The transcript is spliced from 5 exons. Bases 669 to 1391 code for a protein of 240 amino acids. Gene Ontology annotation, biological process: protein deubiquitination. Lineage: Eukaryota; Metazoa; Chordata; Actinopteri; Gadiformes; Gadidae.
GCCGGCCAGUAGAUCACAGAAAUGUGCAGAGCGGUCGGGUGGAGCUCGGAGGCUAACCGAGCUAACAGCUGUGGAUUAUAUUUGUACUUUAUUUGAUAUUGAUCUGAUAUUUCUAUGAUGUUUAUAUGAUAUUUUGAGUUAGAGGACCGGGAGCAGCAGACAUUUAGACCCCAUAAUAUAUAGCAUAAUAUAUAAAUACAUAUAUGUGUAUGUAUGAUAUAUUAUAACAUAAUACUGGAAUGAACGGAGCGGAGCAUAUAGGUUAGUAGACAGUAUUAUUAUAGACUUCUAUAGUAUAUACAAGGAUACAGUAUUAUUAAAGAGUACUAUAGUAUACGAGUACCCAGUAUUAUUACAGAGUUCUAUAGUAUGUAUACAAGUACACAGUAUUAUUGCAGAAUACUAUAGUAUAUAUACAAGUGUACAGUAUUUUAUUGAGUACUAGUAUAUAUGCAAGUAGUAUUCAGUAUUAUUAGAGUACUAAUAGUAUACUAUAGUAUAUUGAGGAUAGAUUUAUAUAGGAUAGUAUAGUACUAUAGUAUGUACGAUUGUAUAUAUUAUAGAGUUCUAUAGUGUAUAUUAUCGAUUACUGUAGUAUAUAGAGUACUAUAGUAUACAGUAUAGAGUACUGGUAGCAUAUAUUGAGGGUAGCAGACUGGAAGAGACCCAUGAGGACAGGAGACCUCGAUAUGGCGAGCGAACCGAUCAUCCUCAAUGUGUAUGACAUGUACUGGAUCAAUGAGUUCACUUCCUCCCUCGGUAUCGGUGUCUUCCACUCUGGGAUCGAGGUCUACGGCCGAGAGUUUGCCUAUGGCGGUCAUCCCUACCCGUUCUCGGGGGUGUUUGAGAUUACUCCGGGAGACGCAACAGAGCUCGGUGAUACCUUCAAAUUCAAGGAUGCUAUGGUCCUGGGCCGGACUGACUUCAGGGAGGAAGACGUGGAGCGGAUCGUGGAGGAGAUGGGGAAGGAGUAUAAAGGCAACUCAUACCAUCUGAUGCACAAGAACUGUAACCACUUCUCCUCGGCCCUCUCUGAGGUGCUGUGCGGGCGCGAGGCUCCUGGCUGGGUCAACCGGCUGGCCUACUUCAGCUCCUGCGUCCCGUUCCUCCAGGGCUGCUUGCCGCGGGACUGGCUGACCCCCGCAGCCCUGCAGACCAGCCUCCGCCACGGGCUGGAGCAGGGCCAGGACGCCGCCGCAUCGCUGGCCUCCCCCACCUCCCCCACCUCCCCCACCUCCCUGGCCUCCAUCUCCCCCGCCUCCCGUCACUCUCUCUCCCCCCCCUCCCCGGCCUCUGUCUCCCCGGCCUCCCUGGCAUCCGUCUCCCCCGCCUCACGUCCGCCCGUGCCCCGAGAGAGCCGCCCCCCCUCCCGCCACCAGCCCCGUCGGUAGUCCUGUGAGGACCACCCCCAGAUGUCAGAGGGUCUUCCACCGAGAGCCACAAACCUGCUGGUGCCUCAGGUCAACUCCACGGACACUACAGUAACCUACCAGCAUGUGGACCGACAUGUGGGCUAACAUGUGGGCCAACCAGUGGACCAACAUGUGGGCCAACAUGUGGGCCAACGUGUGGGCCAACGUGUGGGCCAACAUGUGGGCCAACGUGUGGGCCAACAUGUGGGCCAACAUGUGGACCAACAUGUGGACCAACAUGUGAACCAGACCAACAUAUGGACCAACAUGUUGACUAACAUGUGGUCCAUCAUGUGGACUGACAUGUGGCCCAACAUGUGGAACAACAUGUGGACUACCAUGUGGACCAACAUGUGAACCAACAUGUGUACCAGACCAAAAUGUGGACCAACAUGUGGAGCACCAUGUGGACCAACAUGUGAACGAACAUGUGGACCAGACCAACAUGUGGACCAACAUGUUGACUAACAUGUGGAACAACAUGUGGAACAACAUGAGGACUAACAUGUGGACCAACAUGAGGACCAGACCAACAUGUGGACUAAAAUGAGGACUAACAUGUGGACCAACAUGAGGACUAACAUGUGGACCAACAUGAGGACCAGACCAACAUGUGGACUAACAUGUGGACCAACAUGUGGACCAACAUGAGGACUAACAUGUGGACCAACAUGAGGACCAGACCAGCAUUUGGACCAACAUGAAGACCGACAAGUGGACCAACAUUAGGAGCAGACCAACAUCUAGGCUAACAUGUGGACCAACAUGUGGACCAACAUGAGGAGCAGACCAACAUGAGGGGCCGACCAACAUCUAGACCAACGUGUGGACCUAUAUGUGGACAAACAUGUAGAUUAACAUGUGGACCAACAUGUGGCUCAGUGUUCUCCUGAUCUCUAAGUGCCUGACCGUAACCCUAAGCCUGUCAACAUUACUGAAGGACAGAAAUGUUUCGGUUGGGUCUCCUUCCACACACUGCUGCCCUGCUCAAGGGCUUUCCAACAGGCCUUAGCAGCUCCUCUGUGAGGUCCUCCUGUGACCUCCUCCUCCUCUGUGAGGUCCUCCUCCACUGUGAGGUCCUCCUGUGAGGUCCCCUUGUGAGGUCCUCUUGUGAGCUCCACCUCCUCCUGUGAGGUCCUCUUGUGAGCUCCACCUCCUCCUGUGAGGUCCUCUUGUGAGGUCCUCUUGUGAGCUCCACCUCCUCCUGUGAGGUCCUCUUGUGAGGUCCUCUUGUGAGGUCCUCUUGUGAGCUCCACCUCCUCCUGUGAGCUCCUCCUCCACUGUGAGCUCCUCCUCCACUGUGAGCUCCUCCUCCUCCUGUGAGCUCCUCCCCCACUGUGAGCUCCUCCUCCACUGUGAGCUCCUCCUCCUCCUGUGAGCUCCUCCUCCUCCUGUGAGCUCCUCCUGUGAGCUCCUCCUCCUCCACUGUGAGCUCCUCCUCCUCCUGUGAGCUCCUCCUGUGAGCUCCUCCUCUACUGUGAGCUCCUCCUGUGAGCUCCUCCUCCUCCUGUGAGCUCCUCCUCCUCUGUCAGGUCCUCCUGUGAGCUCCUCCUCCACUGUGUGCUCCACCUUGUGUUCUCUCUCAACAGAUCCUUCCUUCACUGUUGCCGUGAUUUGAAACAACCUUUAGCAUUUUUUUAUAAGAUGACCUUUUACAUUUUUGGAAGGUUUCUCGUGAACCUUCCACACCGCUCCCCUGGUACCCUACCCCUGGUACCCUAACUCUUCGUCCCCUAACCCUGGUACCCUAACCCUGGUACCCCUGCCCUGGUCCCCUAACCCUGGUCCCCUAACCCUGGUCCCCUAGCCCUGGUACCCUAGCCCUGGUACCCUAACCCUGGUACCCUAACCCUGGUACCCUAACCCUGGUACCCUAACCCUGGUAGCCCCCCGGUACCCUAACCCUGGUACCCUAACCCUGGUCCCCUAACCCUGGUACCCCAGCCCUGGUCCCCUAACCCUGGUACCCCAGCCCUGGUCCCCUAACCCUGGUACCCUAACCCUGGUCCCCUAGCCCUGGUCCCCUAACCCUGGUCCCCUAACCCUGGUCCCCUAACCCUGGUACCCUAACCCUGGUCCCCUAACCCUGCUACCCUAACCCUGGUAGCCUAACCCUGCUACCCUAACCCUGGUAGCCUAACCCUGCUACCCUAACCCUGGUAGCCCCGUGGUAACCCAACACUCCAAUACUCGCUUCCCUACUGCCCCCCACUCCCCUACUCUCUCCCCUACUCACUCCCUACUCACUCCCUUACUCACUCCCUUACUCACUCCACUACUCACUCCACUACUCACUCCCUUACUCACUCCACUACUCACUCCCUUACUCACUCCCCUACUCACUCCCCUACUCUGUUCAUUUCUCAGGGCAGCUUAUUGAACAUGUAUGUAAGAAUGUAAUGUUUAUAAUAAUACAACAUGUGGUCGUUGUGAACAUGUGACCUUGAUGCCACAUGGUCGCUGACUCCUUCAAACCUUUGUUUACAGGCCAGGCACUGAUUUUAUAGUUGUUAGUUCUACUAAAAGGUGACCAUGAGAUCCAGCAGCCAUCUCCAUGUUGGCCUCUAGGGUGCCCUGCUGGCCACCGACUGACCUGUCCUCCAGUGUCUGUCUGUCCCGCUGACCGUCUGUCUAGCUCUCAGCCAGAGAGAGGGCUCUCUAAACACUUUGUAAUGAUCAAUACAUUUCAAUAAAUGUGAGGGUAUGUACA